AUGGCCAACCUGGCACACAGCGCUUGGACGCUGGGCUUGUUUAUCUUGGGUCUGGUGCUUGCUUGUUCGGCGGUGGAAGGGCCACAGGCCAUCACCAUCAACGAUGCCAAUUUCGAUAGCGUGAAUCUCGGCGAGGGCGAGGGUCAAUCCAGCGCUGUCGCUCAGCUGGACUGGACCACCUCUGGCACCGCUCUGGAAGUGCUCAAUCCCGAGUCGCCGAGCUUUUUUGGCCCCAACUCAGCGCACUCGGGCAACAAUUAUGCCUACUUUGCCGCCUCUGAAUCAAACGUUGCUUCCCAGGUCCUGGCAACCACUUUUGCCGCCAACAUGGAGUACAACCUCACCAUUCAGCUCGGCAUGUCCUCGGUCUUCACGUCGGGUGAUCUUGGGACCUUUUCGCUCCAACUGCGUGCUGGCUCCAGCUCUGGUGCUGUAGUGGCCACAACCACCGUCGAUAACAGCCAGAUUCCCAGCAACAGCUUUGCCUCCUUUAUGCUCACCCACAAUACCGACGACGUGUCGACGGAGAUUGGUGACGACAUCGUUGUGGCCUUGGUCAUUGACAGCAGCGGCUUUUCGCCCGCCUUUGACUCGCUAACACUCAUGGCGGCUUCCAACCUUGGACCCACAACCACCUCCACCACCUCGACCACCACCACUUCAACAACAACCACUUCAACGACCACCACCUCGACGACUACCUCCUCGACCACGUCUACUUCUACCACCACAACAUCAACGACCACCACUUCGACGACCACCUCUUCGACCACGACCACGACAUCGACCACAACGACCUCGACCACAACCACUUCCACCACGACGACCACAACGACCACGACGUCGACCACGACGACCACCACCACGACGACCACCACCACGACGACGACCACCACGACGACAACCACCACGACGACAACCACGACGACGACAACCACCACUUCCACAUCCACCACUUCCACAACCACUACUUCCACAUCCACGACCACCACAUCGACCACCACCACAACCACUACGGCCGAGUUUUGUGUGGGAGUCGAGGACGCCAGCUUCGAGGCUACGACCUUGGAGGGCCCAACGGCCCCGUUCUCAGGCGUUGGCACGAAUUGGGACUUUGAUAUGCGCGGAUCGCCCGCGGUCAUUGGAAGCAGCUACUCCAGUGCCGUCAAUGCUGCCAACCAGGAUGGUACCAAGUCUUUGGGCUAUCUCGAUGCCACCAACUCGUCUCGUGGCGUUUGGUAUGACGUUCCAGGCCAAACCUACGAUGAAGGUUUCAUUUAUGUGCUCCGCGCCCACGUCGGCGUCUACAACGCGAGCAAUCUCGAGUCCUAUUUGGAGCUACAGUUUCGCAACCAAAACAACAACCCCAUCAUAUCUCGCCUUCCACUGGGGCUGAGUGAUACGAGCUUUGAGCCCGUGGAGCUGACGCUCCCGAUGCCGACCGGCGACAAGCACCUGGGCCAACCUGUUCGCAUCGCCUUUUCCUAUCUCCUGCCGGGUUUGACCCCGCAAAUUGACCGUGUGCAGGUUUGCCGUAUCCAUGCGCCCGAGCUCAUCGUGACCACCACCACCACCACCACCACCACAAGCACCACCACCACAAGCACCACCACCACAAGCACCACUACUACAUCAACGACCACAACCACAACAUCGACCACGACCACGUCGACGACAUCGACGACCACAACAUCCACCACCACCACCACCACCACCACGACAUCGAUUCGCUUCGGCUCCUUGAACAACGGUGGGUUUGAGAGUCCGGUGGCAGAGUCCAGUGGCAUCACUUGUGAGACGCCGGACGCGUGGCAAACCGACGCCAAUGGCGGCUUGUCCUCGUUUCCAAUUGUGCGUCAGGUGGGCGCUGGCCAAUACCCCACUCCGGUCGAUGGGAGCCAAAUGAUCUUUAUCGACAAUGUGGCCACUUCUGAGAAUGGCUUGUGGCAAGACUUGCCUGAGCUGUAUACCCCUGGUCAAACGUACCGCUUCAGCAUCUACUUGGGGCGCAGCGGCCUCGAUUACACCGUCGUCUCGCUCGAGUUUCGAGACGCCUCCAAUACGGUACUGGAGUCGACGACGGAACUAACGCUGGCGUUGACGAUGGGCACCUUUACUCAGCGGUCAGUGGAAUACACCCCAGAGUAUGGCGCGAGUGAAGUGGGCUCGCCCAUCCGCAUUGGUCUGCGCUUCUCGGGUCUCAAGGGCACGGGCGCCCUGCUUGAUGGGGCCGAGGUGCAGUUUGUUGGGCGCCAGGAGCUGACCACCUCAACUACCUCGACCACAACGACAACCACUUCCACCACUUCCACCACAACCACCUCAACCACGACGACCACUACAACCACCUCCACGACGUCCACGACAACCACUACAACCACCUCCACGACGACGACCACCACCACUUCGACGACCACCACUUCGACGACCACCACGACAUCAACCACGACGACAUCAACCACGACGACAUCAACCACGACGACGACCACAACUUCGACGACGACCACCACUUCCACCACGACAACGUCCACGACCUCUACCUCCACCACUUCUACGUUUGUUCCGACCAUGUUCUUGGAAAUUGGUGAUCUGGAGUAUCGCGUGAUUGAUGAUGAGGAGUUGUCAUGGUAUGAGGCCAACGCGCGGUGCGAGGCUAGCUUCAACGGGAGUCUGGCCAUCUUCCACACGCAAGCCCAGUACGACGGGCUCAACGCUUUGGCCGAUCUUGUGUCCAACCGCAAAGGUUUGUGGAUUGGGUAUGCAUACAGCUUUCUGGCCAUGGGGCCGGUUGAUGUGGAGGGAGCAAGUUUGGCCAGUGGCGUGUCCUUUGAUUAUGAGGGUUCGGCCGUGGGUGGCACAGAUUGCCUGCAGCUGCGGCGUGACGAAGACGCCGUGCAAUACCGGCGGUGCGACAAGACGCGAGCCUACAUUUGCUCACGCCCAUCUGACCCUCAUGUCUUUGUGUCCACCUCGUCGCCGUCAACAUCGUCAUCGUCAUCGUCAUCGUCAUCGUCAUCGUCAUCGUCAUCGUCAUCGUCAUCGUCGUCUUCAUCGUCGUCUUCAACGACUUCAUCCUCUUCAACGACUUUAUCCUCUUUGGGCUCGACCAGCGCAUCUUCGUCUGUGAUGGAUAGCACCACUGGUGCUUUGUCCUCAUCGUCUACCAGCCUGCCAGGAACCUCAACGGGUGGUUUGAUCUCCACCACCACCACCACCGUGUCCAGUUCGACUGCGUCCCCGUCUUCGACUACGUCAGCCAGUACGACGACCCUUCCGGUGGGGACAUGUGGACCACCAAAUGCGUUUGCGGGCAAGCAGUACUUUUUUUCGCCAUCGUCAGAUCGCCGCCGCUUUAACAACGCGCGUGAGGCCUGCUUGGCUCUGGCACCCGUCGGGCAGUGGACGGUGGCCAGCCUGUUGUCGUCAGCCGAGUUUGAGUUUGUGGCCAACUACUCGUUUCACACUUCGAGCAAUGCAGAUUUUUUCGUGGGCGGUUACCACACGGGCGCGGGCGUCGUGCACUGGUAUGAUGAUAGCGUCUUCACCAACUGGAAUGCACCGGGCAUCUUGCCGUGGAACAAUGGCGUUGUACCCAGUAGCACCGGCUGCCUGGCGCUCAACGUGCGCGACAAGUUUGACAAUCAAAUUGCCGAACUGCAGCCCAUCAGCUGCAGAAACUGGCGGUAUGUGUCUUGUCUCCUCUCUCCCCUGGCGAUGUGUUGUCACAAUGAAUGCAAUCUCUCACUAGACGUGUUUUGUUCUCGCUGUUGCCUGGCGGUGCAGGUCUUACAUUUGCAAGCGUGA
Messenger RNA from Monosiga brevicollis MX1, 3804 nucleotides. RefSeq lists its product as uncharacterized. The coding region runs from base 1 to 3804 and encodes 1267 amino acids. Lineage: Eukaryota; Choanoflagellata; Craspedida; Salpingoecidae. The transcript is spliced from 2 exons. The record is from RefSeq and is a predicted model, not a curated record.